Molecule: messenger RNA, 1237 nt
Organism: Cyanistes caeruleus (blue tit)
Lineage: Eukaryota; Metazoa; Chordata; Aves; Passeriformes; Paridae
Source: RefSeq, a predicted model, not a curated record
UUUUGCUGGAGUUGGAAUCCAAGUACAAAACUACCAUGGAAAAAGACUGCUCUUGCAUUUUUUCUGGCAGACUUAGAACCUGAGAGUAUCUAAAUUAUCAGAAAGCCUGUUCUCAUGAGAGUCCUGUCCAGAUUUCCAACAAAUCUAGAACAUUAUCCAAAGUUUUUAUGUCCUGAUGUGCUGAUCUGCAACAAUAGAAACAACAUAUGGAAACCACAUGUCUCCAAAAUAAGUCAGGUCAGAGAAGACUUGCUGGUCUCAAGUCAAAGAUGAUUUUAUUUGCUGAUGAACUUGAUUUUGUUCUCCUUUUCUCCUAAAUCAUGAGUUGGCUCCUGACUAUUGCACCUGAGGUAAGGGCCAAUGAAGUAUGGAAAAGGAAAGAAUAAAUGAAAUAUGAUCACAGUUUCUGUAAUGAAGAAGCCUCUCAGGGAAGACCCAGGAUCACACCCAGUUUGAGUUCAUUCUACAGCAUAAGAUUGUUUGUAUCAGAUAUAAAAUGACAAAAAUCUGGAUCACAUUUUUGCUGCUCUUCUUAUUGGUUACUAUGUUCUUUGCCAGUGCAACUCCAGCUGAGGGACAUCAGAACACCUCAAUGGACUUUGCCCAGCUGAGUGUUACACGGAAUAAAAUCAUGACAGCGCAGUAUGAAUGCUACCAGAAGAUUAUGCAAGACCCUAUUCACAAGAAAGAAGGUCCUUACUGCAACAGGACCUGGGAUGGCUGGUUGUGCUGGAGUGAUGUUGCUGCCGGAACCGUGUCGGUGCAGCGUUGUCCUGACUACUUUCAGGAUUUCAACCCGUCAGAAAAAGUUACAAAGAUCUGUGAUCCAAAUGGGAAUUGGUUCAGACACCCAGAAAGCAACAGGACGUGGACAAACUACACCCAGUGCAAUAUCUACACGCAUGAAAAAGUGAAGACUGCUCUGAACUUGUAUUACUUGGCCAUCAUCGGACACGGUCUUUCAAUUGCAUCACUUCUGAUUUCUCUUGGCAUAUUCUUUUAUUUUAAGAGCUUGAGUUGCCAAAGGAUUACCCUGCAUAAAAAUCUGUUUUUCUCUUUUGUUUGCAACUCUGUUGUAACAAUAAUUUCACUGACAGCCGUCGCCAACAACCAGGAAUUAGUUGCAACUAACCCAGUAAGUGAAAGUUGGUUUGCCAGCUUUGUUUGUUUGUACAUGAAUGGCUUGAGCAGCGCAGCAGAGGUGGGAGCUGCACAGCUGAUGAAAUGUUGUGUGUAG